GUUUUUUUAUGUGCAUGUCCACGUUUAUGACCACGUAUGAGAGCCACGAGUACAUUCGUACUAAUACUUUUCUAAUGAUAGGCUUGAAUCUAAAUGCUUCAGACCUAGGAAUUUGUUCGUAGCCAAACGCCUUAGUUUUUACUUUAAAAAUGUAUUACUUUAUUGUGGCUCCAUUGCUUCUGGGGAAUGUCAAGGCUACGGCAUCGGCUUGUUUAAGCAUAUCUUCUUACAGCAGUAAUGAGAUAUCUGGUUAAAUUGAUUCGUCCGAUCGCCAUAUUCAGUGUUCAUUAACGCGUAGAUGAAAUCGCAAUUUUGAUUCAGCUUAGCCUGCAAAAUUUUGAUGCAUCGGUCAAAGAGGAUUCGACGACGUGAUCGUGUUUACCGGUUUUAAGGCGCGAUGGGUGUACGAGCUGCCACCUAGUGCUCUACGCAUUUUUCGGCAAUGAAUAACGUCAGGUCGUUGCGUUCAGAAUGACGCACGGAAUACUGUAGUAUCGACAACCUCAGCGGCCCCAACGACAGCGUAAGUCUCUUAAAUUUUUUUUUUUUUUAAAUUUAUGCUAGUGCCGCGCUUCGGGUAGUAAAAUUGUAUUUUAAGAAUUCGCAUUUGCUAUUUCUACGGAGGAAAAAUUGGCACGCAUUGUUUGUAAAUUGGCACGUGACAAAUUCGCAGUUAAGGAACCAAAGCAUAAUGUGAAAAAAUUCGCUACUCUUAAAAAAGGUUAAGUUAGUUUAUUUCAGAUGGAGAUUUAGAGAAAUAUGUACACUUGGCUUUUGGCAUUACGCGUCGAAUUGAUUGAGCUGGAGCUUGUGAAAAGAUUUCGUAGAAAACCGAAGAGAAACGUGGUUCUCUCAUCGAAAAGUACUUGUUCUAUGUUGCUCGACUUGUUUACAGUUAGAACUUGUUCACUUAAAGGGAACGACAGCUCACGUGAUUUUACAAUUGGUAGCAAGUUGCGUCACACAAUACGCAGUUAUGCAUUUUAGGGCUCGGGUAACAGAUGUUCAGUGUUAAUUCUACUCAAAACUAGCAAGAAAAUAUCUAUUUUGUUUUUUUUUUUUCAAAUUUUCAUGUUUUUUAACAUUUCGUCUUCUAUUUUGUAUUAUGUGAAAGGAAAAGUAUCGAUAUUGCAGACAUUAGCGUGUCUAGAUGAACUAAAAUUCCUAGACUACCAAAUGUUCGGAUCGUACCCGAAUAAGGAAAAAUUUGGUUUCGGUUUAGAAACCGAUUUGAAGAAGCAACACGAUUUCCAUGGAUAAAAAAUCUUUGACCCUACCUAGGAAAGGAGCUGAUGCAAAUGUAGAUAGUUAAAAAAAAAAACGAAUAAAAAGACAACGGAAAACUCGUUUGUCCGGAUUAUUCACCUUCAGUGAAUUCUUUGCAGCCCUCAUUCCACUGGCUGGCUUGUUGUUGGUUGCUCGGGUUUGUCGAUGUUUUGUGUCCCACAUCGUGCACCUGCGAUCAGUUCAGUCUAAUGAUGGAUUUUACAGCUUAUUUAUUUUUUACCGUGCUAUCUUGUGCUGUGUUAUUGCUCUGUUUAAUUCUAUUCUCCGACGGCGAUUUAACGUUAAUGCUAAAAGAGAAAUUCGGAGUACCGUUGGAUUCUGUCAAAGGAAAAGUGUAUUGGGUCGUAGGAGCUUCUUCUGGCAUUGGAAAAGAAUUGUCCUAUCAGUUAGCCGCCCAUGGUGCAAAACUUGUGAUUUCCGCCCGACGGGCGCUGGAAUUGGAAAAAGUCAAAACCGGAUGCCUAGCCGUCGGCAAAAAAGCCGGUUUGGUCGAUUCUGACGUUUUACUACUUCCUUUCGAUGUUACUGAGGUCGAAUCGCAUCAAGAGCAUUUCGAUUCAGUGCUUCGCCAUUUUGGAAAGUUAGAUGUGCUUAUCAAUAAUUCUGGACGAUCCCAAAAAGCAGAAUUUCAAAAAAUAGAUCUUCGAGUGGACAAGGACUUGUUUAAUACUAAUGUUUUCAGUUUAGUUAACUUGAGUCGUGUCGUCCUACCAUACUUCUUGGCUAAGGCACAAGGACACAUUGUGGUAACGUCUUCUGUUGCGGGCAAGUUGGGAGCUGCCUUUUCAGCCACCUACAAUGCAACUAAACACGCUUUACACGGUUAUUUUGAAACCGCAAGAUCAGAGUUGUACACUAAAGGUAUCUCCAUAACGAUGAUCUGUCCCGGAAUGGUUUAUUCAGAUAUUCUCACUGCUUGUGCGACAGAAAAUCCCGGAGAACAACUAGGAGGGGAAAUUGGUGAAGAUGAAAAACGAAUGAAAACAGAACGGUGCGCAAAACUUUGCGCUGUUGCUAUUGUAAAUAAACUAGACGAAGUUUGGAUUUCCCUCAACCCUGUGCUUUUCUUCCUAUAUGUAUGCCAAUAUGCUCCUUCACUUGGCCGAACCUUUCUUAGUCGUUAUGGGUUGCAAGCAGCAAUCAAAACGCGGGGUAAACGAGAUGCUCGUACCCUGAGGACAUUAGAUAACAAUCGCAGUCGGUAAACCAAAAAAAAAUAUUCCGAAAUAGAAGUCAUGCUUCAGAGAUUGCGUUCGUACGCAAAAAAUGAUUGACGGUUUACUCAUUUUUAAUGUUAUAGAGAAAGAGAGCUCACUUUCUGUUGUUUUGUGAAAAAGCUCAAUCCAUCGGUCAUAUGUUAUGAAUGAAACAUUUAGUAGAAAGAUGAUGUUAUAAUUAAAGAAGAAUGUAAUCUAAACUCGGUGGCCAUGGGAUGCAGAACUGCAUUUUUAUUUAUGUGGGCUGAACAAAGUCCCAACUCCCAUGUUCUUGAUUUAUAGUAGUCUUUCAAUUUUUUAUGCAAAGCGAGAUAAAAUAAAAU
This is a messenger RNA of Daphnia carinata, 2827 nucleotides long. Its product is annotated as dehydrogenase/reductase SDR family member 7-like. The record is from RefSeq and is a predicted model, not a curated record. The coding region runs from base 1476 to 2492 and encodes 338 amino acids. The transcript has 9 exons. NCBI's taxonomy places the organism in Eukaryota, Metazoa, Arthropoda, Branchiopoda, Diplostraca, Daphniidae. Gene Ontology annotation, molecular function: oxidoreductase activity.